Messenger RNA from Diaporthe citri, 582 nucleotides. RefSeq lists its product as uncharacterized. NCBI's taxonomy places the organism in Eukaryota, Fungi, Ascomycota, Sordariomycetes, Diaporthales, Diaporthaceae. Bases 1 to 582 code for a protein of 193 amino acids. The record is from RefSeq and is a predicted model, not a curated record. The transcript has 2 exons.
AUGGCCUCGUACUACCACUUCAACACCCACCAGCAACAUCCCACACCGUCCACAGCCUCGGCUGUCUCGCACAACCACCAUGGUGGCCGGAAUCGCCGGGGCCCGAGGCUCUCCGUCUCCCAGAACUCGCAGCACAAGCAGUUCCGGGGUGUCCGAAGUAUGAAAGAGCUGUCUGAGUCGCAGUCUGUGUCGAGCUUUCGCUCAAAGUACGAACUCGGCCGUUCCUUCGACCUUGAGGACGAUCUGGAGUUCUGCCCCGGCCUCGUCACCGAGAGUGAUUUGGCUUACAGUGGCUCCGAACGAUCAUCCCUGGCCAGCAACUCCCCCACGGGAUCACCAACGCAACAGCCCCAACAAGUUGCUGCCUCCUACACACUCAACUCGUCCUCUCCCGCGUUCCUCCCGCCCUCAUUCCAGGCUCACCACUCUCACCCUAAACUACACCAGCCAGCCGCCACCAGGGCCCGCAAUGCCAUCCCCAUUAUCAACCCUGCCAACGGCCAGGGCCUGACCAUGCCCUCGCCGCCCUCGUCGGUCUCGCCAUCGGUCCGGAUGCAGCAGAGCCUUCGCUCCCGCUGGUAA